This is a messenger RNA of Oreochromis niloticus (Nile tilapia), 1336 nucleotides long. It is a transcript of the gene tusc2b, whose product is annotated as tumor suppressor 2, mitochondrial calcium regulator b. Lineage: Eukaryota; Metazoa; Chordata; Actinopteri; Cichliformes; Cichlidae. Gene Ontology annotation, cellular component: mitochondrion. The transcript is spliced from 4 exons. Gene Ontology annotation, biological process: regulation of mitochondrial membrane potential; inflammatory response. The coding region runs from base 276 to 611 and encodes 111 amino acids. The record is from RefSeq and is a predicted model, not a curated record.
UUUCUGCACCAACCUUCAGAGGGAAAAGACAGAAGAAGAACGUGGGCCGUCAGAUAGCAUAAACAACUAGCGUAGCUUUGUGUGUUAUGAGGUCUGUGCUUGUACAGAAUUAGCGAGCCAGUAACAUAAAUUCAUCAAAGAGAAUUUCUUACCUACGAGCAUACUGCUGCGCAAUUUAGGUGUCACACCCUGAAGGCACAUUUCAUCUUGUACAGUAACACUGUAGCACCACUGGCAGCCUCGGGACCCGAGAAAAUAAUGUGCUGCAGCUGAAGAUGGGAGGUAGCGGCUCCAAAUCCAAAGGAUUUUGGCCUUUUUCUGGCUCAGGUAGUUCAGACGAUCCAACCAAAGAUGGAAAUGAGCAGUCACUGGCGAGAGUCCGAAGUUUCCCGGGUGCCACUCCUUUUGUCUUUACAAGAAGAAGCUCAUUGUUCUUUGAUGAAGACGGUGACUUGGCCCAUGAGUUCUACGAAGAGACGAUUGUGACAAGAAACGGCCGUAAAAAAGCGAAGCUGAAGAAGAUUCAGAAAAACCUCACACCUCAGGGAAUUAUAAAGCUGGACCAUCCGUGCAUCCAUGUAGAUUUCCCAGUUGUCAUCUGUGAAGCCUGACAAUGUCUGAGGAGCGUCUCGGACUAGCCACUGUGUCAACUCCGUCCUUCGGUUUCCACUGCAGAUGGAAGCCCAAACCACCUUUCAAAAUAACAUGAUCUCUUGAUAUAUUUGAUGCCCUUAUGUGGACAGGCUGAUGCAUUGUGUGCUGAGCCUCUGCAUGUGAUCUGUUUUUGGCUUGUGUGCAGUUAAGACACAGAAUAGGUCACCAGUGGGGAUCUAGAAUGGUGCCAAGCUGGGGAAAAUCAGUUUACAGAUCUUGGUUUGUGUGCAUGUAAGUGUGACUGUGUGCAGAUUUGGGAUGACACAUGACUGAGGCCUGAAUAUUUUGCAGUAGAUUGUCUUCUGGUUUGAUUCAUAAAACUCAAAGAGUUGAAGGAGAAUGUAAUGUUCUUCCUUCCAAAGGGGUCUGAGCAAGAGAUGAAAAGUUGCCAGUGCACAUUUAAGUUUUUUGACAUUAUGACUCGCUUCAUUAUGCAUGGAACAGGAUCUGCUUAUGGGACAGCCCAAUUAGUUGACAAUCAGUGGCUCACAAACCCUUAAUGUCACAGUUUAAUGUUGGAAGGACUGGCUUCAGUGACCUCAGAGCCACAGGAUGUGCACUGCGGCAGUGAGUCUAAUGACAGAUCCUGUUGUUUUCUUUGCUGGUUUGACAUACAAUGUUUAACUUUUAAUUUAUUAUAACUGUUUUUUAAUUACAAAAUAAAAUGCUGAAUUAAAUCACA